UGCUUUGCAUUGCUCUCCCUUCUAAAAAACAAUCAGAAGUCGCAGACAAGAAAGAGACGAAAAUGUCUAACACCUACGUGUCCCAUGUCGCUGUCGUUGUAAUCCUGGCAAUGGCUUCCCAGUGCUUCGCUGCCACCACCGGCGCCGGCAAUGGCGUCUCGGGCGCGGACGCCGGACGCCGCGCGCGUGCCGCGCAGACGGUGGCGGGGAUCCUGGCGGUGCACAACGAGGCGCGGCGCGCGGUGGGCGUGGCGCCACUGGCGUGGAGCGCGGGCAUCGCCCGGUACGCGAAGGGGUACGCAGCGUCGCGGCGCGGCGACUGCGCGCCGCGGCGCUCGCCGCUGUUCAACUUCGGCGAGAACGCGUUCGUCGGGAAGGGGCGGCGGUGGAACGCGCCGGCGCUGGCGGCGGCGUGGGUGGACGAGGGCCGGCGGCGGUACGACUACGGCAGCAACACGUGCGCCGGCGCGGCGGCGGCCGCGUCGUCCGGGUCGUCGUCGCCGUGCACGCGGUACACGCAGGUGGUGUGGCGGAACACGACGCAGGUCGGGUGCGGCCGCAUCGUGUGCGACUCCGGCGACUCGCUGCUCGUCUGCGACUACUUCCCGCCGGGGAACUACGGCACCGGCCGACCAUACUGAUCGUGUUAUACAUAUAGUGCCGUGCCCCGGAGAAUAAUCACAUACUCACUCCGUCCUAAAAAAAAUCAAUUUAUACGGACAAAUUUGAACCAAUAUAUGUAUGUGUUCAUCUUUACAAGUUAUUUUUUUUAUGGGACAGAGAGUGUAGGUCGUUGUGCAUGCGAGUGAAUUACUAUUCUGCCCAA
This is a messenger RNA of Oryza sativa Japonica Group (Japanese rice), 826 nucleotides long. Its product is annotated as pathogenesis-related protein 1. Lineage: Eukaryota; Viridiplantae; Streptophyta; Magnoliopsida; Poales; Poaceae. The record is from RefSeq and is a predicted model, not a curated record.